This is a messenger RNA of Cyprinus carpio (common carp), 5762 nucleotides long. RefSeq names its product YEATS domain-containing protein 2. Lineage: Eukaryota; Metazoa; Chordata; Actinopteri; Cypriniformes; Cyprinidae. Gene Ontology annotation, biological process: regulation of transcription by RNA polymerase II; chromatin remodeling. Gene Ontology annotation, molecular function: histone binding. The record is from RefSeq and is a predicted model, not a curated record. Gene Ontology annotation, cellular component: NuA4 histone acetyltransferase complex.
AUGUAGGCCGCGCGCUUGCUGCGCUCUUUCCUGAGCGGGAACGCGCCCUGCACGAGUUCGUGUGUCCGCGCGAGACUUUCGUGUGCGCGAGACCAACCGAAGCUAACGGCUAACACCUCACCGUUAAACACCUCACCAGCCAAUUCAGCGUAGGUUUACCGUGUAAAUAAACACACUGACCACAUUUGUGCGUGUCUGCGUCACGUUUUGCGCAGUUUAGAAAAGCGUUAGUGGUGGCUGUGUCUCAAAGUCUAACAAGCUGCCUAUCUAGGACGCAUUGUUAGACAUUACAAGCAAGCAGUCCAGCCAAUGAGUGAUCAUGUCUGGAGUGAAAAGGAAAAUAGAGGACAAAGAUCCUGACUAUGAAGACAUCACUCAAGUGCAGGAGAACAAGAGGAGUAAAGUGGUGGAGCAGAAUGCCCGUGAAGCUGCGGUGCAGAAGAUUGAAGCGAUCAUCAAGGAUCAGUUUUCUCUGGAGAUGAAGAAUAAAGAGCAUGAGAUCGAGGUUAUCGGGCAGAGGUUGAAUGAGGCCAGGAGAAUGAUGGACAAGCUCAGAGCGUGCAUUGUCGCAAACUACUAUGCCAAUGCUGGCCAGCCUAAAGUUCCUGAGGCCUCUAAAAGUGACCCAUCUGUGCUGAACCACCCUGCCAUAAAACGCUUCUUGGAUUCUCCCUCCCGCUCCUCCUCUCCACUGAACCAGAAUUCAGAGACACCAUCACAGGUCCAGUCAGAGACCGAGUCCCUCAGCCAACAUGGGGAGGCUGGGGAGAGGGAGACAGACAGUGGGAGAGAGGACGGCGCUCCACGUGAACGCCGACCCGGCAGGAACACAGGAAAAGACACAUUUGGUGUGCCAUCAUCCUUAGAGCAGCAUGUGACUUACCACACUACAGGAGAUGAGGCUUCUCGGCUCUACAUGAAGAAAACCAUUGUUGUGGGCAACGUAUCCAAGUAUAUUGCCCCUGAUAAACGCGAGGAGAACGAUCAGUCCACUCAUAAAUGGAUGGUGUAUGUUCGAGGUUCUCGCAAAGAGCCCAGUAUUGAUCAUUUUGUGAAGAAAGUCUGGUUCUUCCUGCACCCCAGCUACAAGCCCAAUGACCUUGUGGAAGUCAGUGAGCCACCGUUCCACCUGACCCGUCGAGGGUGGGGAGAGUUUCCUGUCCGUGUGCAGAUUCACUUUAAAGACCAACGGAACAAACGUAUUGACAUCAUCCACCACUUAAAGCUUGACAGAACAUACACAGGUUUACAGACUUUGGGAGCUGAAACGGUGGUGGAUGUUGAGCUCCACAGAAACUCACUAGGUGAUGACUUCAUCCCCUCUGCUCCCUCAUCUUCAUCAUCAUCAUCCUCAUCUUCCUCUCAUCUGCCGUUUGUGGGCGGGUCUGGUUCUUCCUCCACAGCUGGCCAAAGCUCUCGGCGGCCCUCCUCUCACUCUCUGCACACUCAUGAUGAUCAGCCCAGCUCAGACAGAGUUCCAGGUGUGUCUGUCAAGAGUGAGUUGGUGCGAUCUUCAUGUUCUGAACGAACUUCACAGUCAAAUAGGUCUGAGAAAAUCACCCUUGGUUCCCACGGAAACUCAGCUUUUCAGCCAAUCACAGCCAGCUGUAAGAUAAUUCCACAAGGGCAAGUGCCCAGUCCCGCCGAAUCACCUGGGAAAUCAUUUCAGCCGAUUACGAUGAGCUGCAAGAUUGUGUCUGGUUCUCCUAUCUCCACCCCUAGUCACUCUCCUCUCCCCCGGACAUCAUCAUCCACGCCAGUACACAUGAAGUCCAGCCCCUCAGUCAUAAAUAACCCCUACAUUAUCGUGGACAAACCAGGCCAAGUUAUUAAUAUGGCUGCGUCGACAUCUGCAGCUACAGGCAGUCCGACGGCUAAGCAGAGCAGCACAGCCCAUGGUGCUCGAUCGCCUGCUCCUAAAGUUCACACCAGCAGCUUCCUGUCCUCUGGGGUCAAGGUUAUAAUCAAGCAAGAACCAGGAGAGGUGCCAACCCAGCUGUCACCACAGCAACAGGUCGUUUCCACAGCAGCUUCCCAGCAGCAACAACAGUAUGUGACAGUGAAGGGUGGUCACAUGAUAGCCAUGUCGCCGCAAAAACAGAGUGGGGCAGGGACUGGAGCUGCCACACCCAGCAAGGUUUUGGGGAUUCCACUGGGCUCUGCUGUCAAACAGGUCUCUGUGAGCAGCGGGCAGAUCUUGGUUGCUAAGUCCAGCCCCUCUGUGUCCAAAGUGGUGGGCCAAAAGCAAGUGGUAGCACAGGGUGUCGCUAAAGCAAUCGUCAGUGGAGGAGGCAGCGGUGCAAGCGGCAUCACGGGACAGCAGGUGCAUGCUGUUACCAAGGCAGCAAGUGGGUCUGGAGCAAGUGGCAAGAGUGGAGUUAUGGCCACCUUACAACUGCCAGCAAAUAACCUGGCAAACCUGGCUAAUCUGCCUCCGGGCACCAAACUCUACCUGACCACCAACAGCAAGAACCCAUCGGGCAAAGGCAAACUGCUACUGAUCCCACAGGGAGCCAUUCUGAGAGCCUCACACAGCGCAGGCCAGCAGUCUCAGAGUUCUGGUUCUGGAGGGUCACAUUCCUCCAGUGGGUCCUCAGGGUCUGGCAGCCUGCCUUCCAACUUAUCCUACACUUCUUAUAUCCUCAAACAGACUCCUCAGGGCACGUUCUUGGUUGGCCAGCCAGGGGGCUCUGGGAAACAGAGCUCUGGUGGUCACGUGGCAUCCAGUCCUGCAUCCAGUACCCAGCAGGCCAUUCGGGUCACAGCUGGACAGAAGGCAGCCAUAUUGGCUCAGGUGUGUAACAAAGUGGUGGGUGGGUCUCAAGGUUCUCAGGUGAAGCUGUCAGAUGGUUCAGUGAAGAUGGUAACAGCUGCCGCAGCAAGUCACCUGAAUAAGCCUGGCACAACAACCCUGAGAAUGACGGGAGGUGUCAUCACUGCCACAAGCUCCACCCCAUCCACACCCAGUGCCACACCCACCUCUCAACAGUCAGCAGAAGCUGCUGUGCACCCUGUGCUUGUAGCUGCCAAUCAAGCUGCAGUGAUCAGUGCGGCCAAGAGUGCCAGCUCUGCCGCCAACACAGCAAAGAGUUCUGCCUCUGGCACCGGUGCGGUUGUCACAGUCGCAAAGAGCGUCAACAUGCCUCUCAUUAGCCUGUCGAAGGGUGCGGGGUCGUCUGUUGUGGGCGGGGCCAAAAGCUCCAGCCCAUCACUGGUUACUACAGCGUCACUGAUAGGUGGAGGUACGGUCAGCGGGAAAACUGCUGCCACCAUCUCAGGUAUGUUGAAGUUGCAUCCAGCUCAGUCCAGUUCCCAGCAGACAGUUCUCACCAUCCCAGCCAAUCAGCUAAAGCAACUCAGCGUGGGCAGUGGUUCCUCAGGGCUGCAGACCAUUUUGAUGCCUGUCGGCAAAGUCAUGCAAUCUGGUGCUAAAGGUGCUUCUAGUAGCAACACAACCACGAUUGGAGCUCCUUCCUCAGCAUCCACACCUGUAGCUCAAGUUAAAACUGAACCAGGUUUGGUUAGCUCCACUUGUACGGCUCCAGUACCCCAAACAUCUGCCCCAGCCUCUACAGCACCCUCCUCUGGUCCCCUCCCGACAACCCCCGCAUCCACAGACGAAGCUGCUACUAUUAAAGUAGAACAAGGCAUAGAAUCUACAGCUCAUGAACUUAUCAAUAUGGAGCACAUAGAGAACAUGACACAACUUCUGACGGCCAUCGUGAAGAAAUUUCCUCUGAUUGUUCCUGAGAAAAAUGAGGACUCUCAUCCGUUCUGUGCCACCUCUGUGGAUCAGUACUACUCAUGGAACAUUGGCAAACGCAGAGCUGCAGAGUUGCAGCGAGCAGUGGCUGUGCGCCGUGUGUGUGCUGAUCUGUUAGAAAGGACCCCUCGGCUUCAGGCCCUCACUCCACCCAGAACUAAAGAGGUGCUCUGCUGGUGCCGUCUUCGUGGUUACACACCCCCUGACCCUGAACCUCAGCGCAUAGAGGAGGACUCCAUCGAGGACAUACUUACACAGAUCGAUAGUGAACCUGAGUGCAGCUCAACUCUGACGGGCUGUGAGGAGUUGUCACAACGUCUGGAGCAACUUCAGAGGAUUCUGAAGGCGGAGCCUGAUGAGGAGGAUGAUGAGCUUCUUGACAUCAUCAGUGUGAAAGACAUAGAUGCUGCCAAGGUCAAAAUCAAACUGGAACAGGAAGAGGCCGAACAGGAGCCCAAGUUCUUCUUGGGGCGCUGCCCAUCAACCCAGUUCAUCAGAGACACGACAGAGCAGAUCGGCAUCACACUGCAGCAGGUGGAGGUGGAGAAGAACGUUUUUGCUCCAGUCAUGGAGACCAUGAUUCUUAAGGCUGUGGAGCAGUUUGCCAGUGAAAUCCUCAGGGAGUCUUUGGCCAAUGCCCAUGGGAAAUCCCAACAAAACAGAACUCCGAGAGAGAUAUCGGCUAUGGAUGUGCAUCAGGCCAUUAGCUCUAUUCCCACUUGUGAUUUUCUGACUAAUAGGUACAUGGGCAUCAUGGUGAAGGAUGAAAGCCACGCUGACUAACUUCACUCCUUGGCAUCCGACUACAGACGGACAGGCGGACUGUCAUACACCGUCUCCUCCCCCUCACAUUCUGUAAAGGUGAAGAAUGUGCGAGGGCUGUCCAAUCACAGGUGCAAAUGCCCUCUUACUUGCCGUUGUCAUAAUAAAAGUAAGCCAUUAUUUCGACAACAGCUGUGUUAUCUAUGAGGGUACUGAACCCAAACAGAGCUUGAUACGUCGCCUGAACAGCAUUUGUUGCGUAUGGCUACAUCACUCUUAUUUAUUUGUUUUUUUUUAUGCUUCAUUUAUGAAUUCUGUGAUAUUUAUGAACUCUGGUCCAGUAUAUGUAACAGUACAGUACAGUACAGUGUUAAUGAGCAGGUACAGUGAACAUUAUUCUAUUAUUGUACUUUUUUACUGGGACACUCUGCUAAUGAAACCCCGGAUCACAUUAAUUAACCUGCUUUGCCAUUGACACGGAGCUUGUUUAGCUUUUGUUUGUCUUAUAGGCAUAGUUCACCCGAAAUAAUUUACUCACCCUCAUGUUGUUUAUAAUGGUGACAGAACUUCAGUUUUAGGCAUUUCUUUAAUCAGAAGUGCAGACAUUAAAUGAGCCACUGAACAAUUAAUCGUACUGUUUUUCUGUGCUGAAAUGUCAUUAUCGAGCAGGAUUUAUUUGGUGAAGCUGAUUAGUUUCAUAUGAAAUCAUCCGUUCAUUGUCUUUUUAAUGGGUCUUAUAUGAGAACUUUGGGUGGAGAUUAAAUGUCCAUUUUGAGUUGCACGUUUUCAGUAGGGCAAAGAAUGUCUAAGAAAAGUCUUAAUCGUGUUGUUUUCAUAUGAAUGCGAGUCAUUUUCUUACAGCUGUGGGAUUUAUGAAGGAUUGAACAGCAGUGAGUGUGAAAGUUUAUUUCUUUUUUGUACCGUUUCUGUCAUUUGGGGCAUUGAGGAAAAAUGUGCAGAUAGACAGGAGGCAUUUGUAUAUUUGCUAAAACAAACUGUUGAUUGUGUCCUCUGGUUUGGUGGGCUGCUUUGUGUCAUACAACUAGCAUCUGUGUCCUUGUGUUUAAACACAUCAAGAAACAACUUCUGUGUUUGUGUGGAUGGGAGAGAAUGGUUGCUGUGUGUGUUAAUUCAGUGUUAAAGUCUUCACUUGUCUAACUGAACUCCUGAAUGUUUUUCCUUCACAUUGUAUCCAAAAAAACUAUUCUUGUAUUAAAAAUGGUCAGUCUGCCACAAA